UAGUGUGUACUAUGACGUAGAACGUUGUUUUAAAACUUUCGUGGAAGUGGGAGAGGAACGUAUAGCGCAGGACCCUUGUAAAUAUAAAACUGAAAGCACGCUUCUAAUUUGUUAAUAAAGUUAAUAAACUAUAUUUAAUAAAUUACAAAUAUAUUUUAUCUGAAAUGCAAGAAGAAGGAAAACCUUGUGGAUAUGACCACAAUAAUGAGGAAGAUGACUUGGCUUGUGAAUUGGAAACAGUGGCGAUUAGUAAAAGAAAAGGUAGGGGUCGAGUAACUUCAGGUUUAACUCACGAAUGUGGAGUUUUCGGAGCAAUAGGAUGCGGAGAAUGGCCGACUAACCUUGAAAUAUCACAAAUUAUUUGCUGGGGAUUGGUAGCCCUACAACACAGAGGCCAAGAAUCUGCCGGUAUAGUAACCAGCGAAGGUCGAUGUUCCAAAUAUUUCAAUGUGGUUAAAGGUAUGGGUAUGAUUAGUAGUAUUUUCAAUGAUGAAGCCAUCAGAAAACUGAAAGGUAGUAUAGGAAUCGGUCAUACGAGAUACUCUACUUCGGCAGCGUCAGAAGAAGUUAAUUGCCAACCUUUCGUGGUACAUACCGCCCACGGAGCACUUGCGGUUGCGCACAACGGGGAAUUAGUUAACUGCGAUAGUCUGAGAAGACAGGUAUUAGAACACGGCGUAGGUUUAUCGACGCACUCUGACAGUGAACUCAUAACGCAAGCUUUGUGUUUGAAUCCGCCAGAGGGAGAACCAAACGGUGAACCCGAUUGGCCUGCUAGGAUUAAACAUUUCAUGGCGUUGGCGCCGCUCAGUUACUCUCUGGUUAUUAUGUUGAAGAAUAAGAUUUUCGCUAUUAGAGAUCCGUACGGUAACAGGCCGUUAUGUUUGGGAAAAAUUCUACCUUCUAACGAACCUCUUGACGGUGAAUGCGACGAAAGUCGCGAAGCUGAAGGUUGGGUGGUUUCGUCGGAGUCUUGCGGAUUCUUAUCUAUAGGCGCUCAAUAUGUCCGCGAAGUUUUCCCGGGGGAAAUUAUAGAGAUGACCCGUCACGGUAUCCGUACCAUUGAUAUAAUAACGAGACCGGAGGAUAAACUACAACAAGCUUUCUGCAUUUUCGAAUACGUAUAUUUCGCCAGAGCCGACAGUAUAUUUGAAGGACAAAUGGUUUACGCAGUGAGGAUGCAGUGCGGUAGGCAAUUGGCUAUAGAACAUCCUGUAGAAGCCGAUAUUGUUAGUGCUGUUCCGGAAUCCGGUAACGCAGCCGCCCACGGAUUUUCGAGACAGAGUGGUAUCAGGUUCGCCGAGGUUUUGUGUAAAAAUAGAUACGUAGGAAGGUCGUUUAUCCAGCCGAGCAAUCGUUUAAGACAACUAAGUAUCGCAAAAAAAUUUGGUGCUUUAGCCGGAAACGUAAAAGGGAAAAAAGUAAUACUCAUAGAUGAUUCGAUAGUGCGCGGUAACACAAUAGGUCCAAUCAUUAAAUUACUUAAAAACGCAGGUGCUAAAGAAGUACAUAUACGAGUGGCUAGUCCGCCUCUGAAAUAUCCUUGUUACAUGGGUAUUAACAUACCGACUAGAGAAGAACUUGUUGCCAAUAAAUUGAAUCCACAAGAACUGGCCAGGAAAGUGGGUGCGGAUAGUUUGGAAUAUCUAUCAUUGGAGGGUCUAAUAAAGGCGGUAAGAAGUGAUUUGAAAACUAAAAUGCCCCAUACUAAAAUAGGUCAUUGUACGGCGUGUUUGUCGGGAAUUUACCCAGGUGGCGUGCCUAAUACGAAUUCUGACUACGAUUGGUAGUGGUGGAUGUCGAACAUAGAAUAAUUGUGGAAUAUUAUUUAGUGUUGUGUGUAAGUUGACACUUGCACUUUUAGAAUGAAAAACAUGAAAUGGAGAUUUUAUGGUAUAUAACUAAUUUUCUAUGAAACAUUUUUUUUAAAUAUAACAAUAUGUUUAAAAUAUUGAUUAACGUAAUUUAUUUUAUUUGUACGUUUUUAUAUACAUUGAAAAUAAAGAUUUUAAUAAAAUAUAUAAUUAAAA
Molecule: messenger RNA, 2030 nt
Organism: Diorhabda carinulata
Lineage: Eukaryota; Metazoa; Arthropoda; Insecta; Coleoptera; Chrysomelidae
Product: amidophosphoribosyltransferase-like
Exons: 9
Coding region: 165-1790 (541 amino acids)
Biological process (GO): purine nucleobase biosynthetic process; purine nucleotide biosynthetic process
Molecular function (GO): amidophosphoribosyltransferase activity
Source: RefSeq, a predicted model, not a curated record